This is a messenger RNA of Phragmites australis (common reed), 1169 nucleotides long. RefSeq names its product putative cyclin-dependent kinase F-2. The record is from RefSeq and is a predicted model, not a curated record. Lineage: Eukaryota; Viridiplantae; Streptophyta; Magnoliopsida; Poales; Poaceae. The transcript has a single exon. The coding region runs from base 71 to 1060 and encodes 329 amino acids. Gene Ontology annotation, molecular function: cyclin-dependent protein serine/threonine kinase activity; ATP binding. Gene Ontology annotation, biological process: protein phosphorylation; regulation of mitotic cell cycle. Gene Ontology annotation, cellular component: nucleus.
GCCGCCGUUCACCCACACAAACCGCAAGAAUCCAAACCACCUGCCGCGCCGGAGCGCCAUCGCCGGAGCCAUGGAGCACUACGAGCGGCUCAGCAAGAUUGGCGAGGGCGCGUCGGGCGUCGUCUACAAGGCCCGCGACCGCCGCACCGGGGAGACCGUCGCCGUCAAGCGCCUCCACGUUGGCGACGGGGAAUACUCGCUCUCAGAGGAGACCUUCCUCCGCGAGGUGCGCUGCCUCGAGGCGUGCCGUGCACACCCGUCCCUUGUUGAUCUCCGCGCCGCGCACCACGGCCCCGACGACGCCGGCGCGUUUCUCGUGAUGGAGUACGUUGGGCCGAGCCUGGCGCAGGUCAUGAGGGAGGACCGCGCCGGGCGGCCGCUCGCCGAGGCCGAGGCGCGCCGCGUCAUGCGGCAGCUCCUGGAGGGAGCGAGGUCGAUGCACGAGCUCGGCGUCCUGCACCGGGACAUCAAGCCCGACAACGUCCUCGUCGACAACCGCGGGGACGUCAAAAUCUGCGACUUUGGGCUGUCGCGCACCACUGACACCGCGGCCGACGGCGCGCCGUAUACGUCGGGCGUGGUGACGCUGUGGUACCGCGCGCCGGAGCUCAUCCUGGGCUCGCGGGACUACGACGCGGGCAUCGACACGUGGGCGCUCGGCUGCAUAAUGGCCGAGCUCCUGGCCGGCGCACCGCUGUUCCGCGGGAGGUCGGAGAUGGACCAGCUCAACAAGGUGUUCGACACGGUGGGGAUGAAGGACAUGAAGUCAUGGCCAGGCUUCGCGCGGCUUCCGCGCGCUGAGUCGGCGCUCUGUAACCGCAGCAGGCCGCCCAGCCGGCUCCGGGAGAUGUUCCCGGCAUUGUCAGCUGCCGGGUUCGACGUCCUGAGCGGGCUUCUGGCCUGCAGGCCGGACAGCAGGCUCACUGCGGCGGACGCGCUCCGGUGUCCGUGGUUCGCGGAGGCCGCGGCGCCUGAAGCUAUGCCCGAUCAGCCGCUUGCGCCGUGCGGCGCCUUCUUCACUGCCUCUGUCGCCGGUGUCGCUAAGGCAAUCGUAGCAUAGAACACCAGAACAGAACAGUUAAUUCUUUAAGAGCUUGUAGAUUAGAAAAUCUUUUUGAAAGCAUUGUAAAUUAGAAAGUGAUUGCAUUAAUUUUAUGGCAAUUCUGCAA